Phytophthora sojae is the source of this 297-nucleotide messenger RNA. RefSeq lists its product as hypothetical. The record is from RefSeq and is a predicted model, not a curated record. The transcript has a single exon. Bases 1 to 297 code for a protein of 98 amino acids. Lineage: Eukaryota; Oomycota; Peronosporomycetes; Peronosporales; Peronosporaceae.
AUGACCUGUCUCUCGCAAACCGCUUACAUUGAACGCUUGACAGAGAAGUUGGGCCUAGCGUUUGCACGGCGGUCGGCUCGUCACAGAUUCACAACGAGCCCACGGAACCGAUUGAGAAGAACGAAGACAAAAUCAACGAUCCUGCUUUGCCGUACAGAGAGAUCGUCGGCUCCCUGCAGUAUUUCGUGGCCUACACUAGGGCCGGACAUGGUCAAUGUUGUUCGCACGUUAGGACGCUAUUCUGGAGUAUACACCACUCACAACUACAGCAGGCAAAGCGUGCUGCUCGCUACGUAG